Molecule: messenger RNA, 889 nt
Organism: Telopea speciosissima
Lineage: Eukaryota; Viridiplantae; Streptophyta; Magnoliopsida; Proteales; Proteaceae
Exons: 2
Coding region: 68-565 (165 amino acids)
Source: RefSeq, a predicted model, not a curated record
GGACUUCACGGUCUUCGCCAGUUCGAGAACGCAAAAAGCUUUAAUCUGAUUGCUUUGAAGAGAAGAAAUGGCGAAUUUUCAGAGACUUAUCUCUGCAACUACUCUAACCCUUUCUCUAAUCUCUGUGUUAUCUGCAAUCAAUCUCUCUCUCGCUGUUCCCAAUGACGUCUACGACCUCCUCCCUCAAUACGGCCUUCCAAAGGGUCUCAUUCCGGAUGCCGUGAAAUCCUUCUCGAUGUCCGAUGAGGGAGACUUCGAGGUGGAGCUUGAACGCACCUGCUAUGUUCAGUUCGAUGAACUCGUUUAUUACGAUAAGAAGAUCACUGGAAAGUUGAGCUACGGUGCUGUUUCUGAUGUUUCCGGCAUUCAGGCUAAGAAGUUGUUCGUUUGGGUUCCUGUCACCGGAAUCAAAGCCGUUCCCAACUCCGACCUAAUUGAAUUCUAUGUUGGGUUUUUGUCGGAGCAGUUCCCGGCCAAGCAGUUUGAAACUAUUCCCGCUUGUAAGAGCAGAGCGUAUGAGAAUCAACGAGGGACAGAACUGGAAUCUUUUGUUUCAGAGGUGUAAAUCAGUGAUACAUCCUUUCAUGGUAUAGCAAACUCAGUUCGAAGCUCUUAGGCUGGAUACUGGAUUGUGGAGGAUCGGCAUAUAAAGCCUCUUAAUAUGUUUAAUAAAUGUGAGCUUUGUGUGAUGUAGUUAUGAAUCUAUGUCACCACAGAGAAGUGGUUUAUCUGACAAUAAGUGUGCUUCAAAAUUGAUGUAUGUAUGUGAAUGUAUAUUAAAUCAUGUAUGAAUUGUCAAGUUAUCCAUCCUUUUUUUAGCCUUAGAUCUGACCUUUCACCGAUUCAUAUCUUAUGCACAUAAUGGAUUCUUAAGUGUUUUCAUCUGUUU